Meriones unguiculatus (Mongolian gerbil) is the source of this 3107-nucleotide messenger RNA. It is a transcript of the gene Scarf1, whose product is annotated as scavenger receptor class F member 1. The transcript has 11 exons. The record is from RefSeq and is a predicted model, not a curated record. Gene Ontology annotation, molecular function: scavenger receptor activity. Lineage: Eukaryota; Metazoa; Chordata; Mammalia; Rodentia; Muridae. The coding region runs from base 241 to 2697 and encodes 818 amino acids.
CAACACGUAGGGAGCCUGUGGCUCCAAUCUUUUGGCCUCCUUCAGACUAUGUUCACUUGCUUUUCACUAUCAGUUGUAUUUUCUAUUUCAUUUCUGCACACUUAGCUGCCUGCCCUCUCAGGGAGGUGCCUCAUAGCAGCCCGCCCUCUAUCCUGGCUUCCUCAGGAAAAGCCUUGGGAGGAAGCAGGGAGGGGGUUGGGAGCUGUGAGCAAACCAGGCCCUCCUAGUACACUGGCCGCCAUGGGAUUAGGGCUGCUGUUCCCACUGCUGCUGCUCUGGACUCGGGGGACCCAGGGAGCCACACUAGACCCAACUGGUCAGCAUGUCUGUACAGGCAGCAGCCCCUCUGAGAUCCAGUGCUGUCCAGGCUGGAAGCAGAAAGAUCAAGAGUGCUCUAUCCCCAUCUGUGAGGGGCCUGAUGCCUGCAGGAAAGAUGAGGUGUGCGUGAAGCCAGGCUUCUGUCGAUGCAAACCUGGAUUCUUCGGAGCCCACUGCAGCUCCCGCUGUCCAGGCCAGUACUGGGGGCCCGACUGCCGGGAGAUCUGCCCCUGCUAUCCACGCGGCCAGUGUGAACCGGCCACCGGAGUGUGCCAAUGCCAGCCCAGCUACUGGGGCAGGCUCUGUGAGUUCACCUGCAGCUGUGGCCCCCACGGACAGUGUGACCCGAAGACGGGCUUGUGCCGCUGCGACCCCGGCUGGUGGUCACCCACGUGCCGUCGCCCGUGCCAGUGCAACCCAGCGGCGCGCUGUGACCAGGCCACGGGAGCCUGCGUCUGCCCGGCCGGCUGGUGGGGCCGCCGCUGCAGCUUCAGCUGCCAGUGCCACACCUCGCCCUGCCUGCAGGACACCGGCCGCUGCACCUGCCUGCCGGGCUGGUGGGGGCCGGACUGCAGCCGCAGCUGCCAGUGUGUGCGAGGUCAGUGCAGCGGCGCUUCCGGCCACUGCUCCUGCCCUCCCGGCUUCCACGGCGCCCGAUGUGAGCUGCCCUGCGGCCCUGGCCGCUAUGGGGUACAGUGCAGAGAAAGCUGUGGCCACUGUGAGCAGAAUGCAACGUGCUCUCCAGUCACAGGCAACUGUGAGUCCUGCAGGCCGGGCUGGAAUGGGACCCAGUGCAAGCAGCCAUGCCCUCCUGGCACCUUCGGGGAGAGCUGCACUGAGCGGUGCCCCCGCUGCAGGCUUGGAGAGCCCUGUCAUGUAGAAAGUGGGUACUGCCAGCGCUGUGACCCCGGGCGGCAGGGACGCAGGUGUGAGAAACCUUGUCCCCUCGGUACCUUUGGUGAGGGCUGCAGCUCCACCUGCCCGGCCUGUGGUCAGGGGACCUGCGAUCCGCUGACAGGAGAAUGUGUCUGCAGUGCUGGCUACUGGGGGACCAGCUGCAACAGUUCCUGCCCAUCUGGCUUCCAUGGAAACAACUGCUCUCUCCCCUGCCAGUGUCCAGAGGGGCUCUGCCACCCUGUGUCUGGAGCCUGCCAACUAGGCCGUCAUGGUAGAAGCGCCCUCAUUGCAGGCAUCCUGGUACCUGUGCUGCUGCUCCUCAUGGGGAUCAGCUGCUGUGCCUACUGCUGCUCAACCACCCGACUGGACCCCAAGGACAGGCCAGAGAGAAAUGGAGCUGCCUUGUUCCGGAUGAAGCAGCAGGUGUGGGGGGCCCUCACCAGCCUGGGCUCAGCACUGCCCUGUGGCUCCCUCAGCAACUACAAGCUCCCCUGGGUGACAGUUUCUCACCACGAUCCGGAGGUGCCCUUCAACCACAGCUUCAUCGAGCCGCCCUCUGCCGGCUGGGCCUCUGAUGACUCCUUCUCUUCUGACCCCGACUCUGGAGAAGAGGAUGAAGCUCACGCCUACUUCAUGCCACCCCGAGAAGAGACGGUCCCUGUGACUCAAGAAGAGCCACCAGCAGCCAGCCUUCCUGGAGGCCCCUUCCCUUCCCCUGAGGAUGCCUCCACACCAUUUCCCAUCCCACGCACCUCCAGCCUGGCUCGGGCCAAGAGGCCAUCCGUCUCCUUUGCUGAAGGCACCAAGUUUGCACCACAGAAUGGCCGAAGCUCAGCGGAUCUCUCCAGCCCAGUACGAAAACCCAAGAGACUCUCCAAAGGUGCUCAUCCGCGCCCUGAAAGCCAGGAGGCUGAGGAGUCUGCAGGCCUGGAGCAAGCAAACGCAGAGGGAGAGGCUCCUACGGCCACCAGCCCCAGAGAUGCAGCUGCUAGUCACCACCAACUUCCCUGUGGGAGCCAGACAGUAGCAGAGUGUGUGGAAAGCGCUGAUGGCGGUAUCCAGGAGGGCUCGGGCUCCGUGGCUACGAUCUAUAUGCUGGCAGGGACACCCCAGAAACCCGAGGGCCCCGUCUGGUCUGUCUUUCGUCAUUUGGGAAACUGCCAGAAAGAGCAGGCAGCACCCAAGGUCAAGAGCGUCAUCCCUAAGCCUUUACGCCGAUCUCUGGGUCGGAACCAGGGCAGCCCUGGGCCUGGGUCAGCUCCAGGGGCUGUGCUUUCUAGAGUCAUGGAGUCCACCGCAGUUAGGUCAGGGGAAGAAUCCAGAGGUCAGGGCGAUGGCACUGAGAGUCUGGGGACAGUCCAGGAGCCCGUCGCUGGAAACAGUUCCCAGAAACAGGGUUCCCAAAAGCAGGCCGAAGAGAAGGAGCAAGAGGAGCCCCUAUAUGAGAAUGUCGGGCCCAUGUCUGUGCCACCACAGCACUGAGGACCUGGAACUUGGUGAGUGGGAAAAGUGUGGAUGGGGAUGUGGGGACAAGGGGAUACUGAAACUGCUAUGGACCAGACCUGGCUUUGUGCUGGGAAAUGAGGACAAAGCUGCGACAGACUACACCGGAACGAUGCCCGGGAAGAGACAAGGGUUAGGGGCCACUGGCCACUGUGGGUCUGCCCAGCAGUGUCCCCAGGCGGGCCCGCAAGGCCUGGGAGAAGCUCUGCAAAACGGGGUCAGAGGAAGGAGAUGGCUACAGGACUUUUCCUCUGCUGUCCUGGACUCUGUCCCGAAACUAUUCUUUCCAUCACUUCAAAACAUAUAUAUAUAUUUUUUUUUUCUGAAAUGGAAAACAGCCUAAAUGUUUGAUGGUAAGGAUUGAUUAAACAAAUAUUUCUUUUAGAAAA